Molecule: messenger RNA, 2080 nt
Organism: Prionailurus viverrinus (fishing cat)
Lineage: Eukaryota; Metazoa; Chordata; Mammalia; Carnivora; Felidae
Product: sp110 nuclear body protein-like
Biological process (GO): regulation of transcription by RNA polymerase II
Cellular component (GO): nucleus
Molecular function (GO): DNA binding; DNA-binding transcription factor activity, RNA polymerase II-specific
Source: RefSeq, a predicted model, not a curated record
UCCGGAAGCCUGGCCCCCCACUGCAUGUGGCAAAGCACAGACUUCCUGCUUCACCCACUGGUGUCCCCCUGCUGUUCUCUCCGCCUUCCAGGAGCCAUCCCUGCCCCAGCCCCUGACCAGGGAAGGGGCAGGAGCAGGUGGCAAACCCAGCCUCCAGCCUCCGUUGUCCUUGGACGUUGUCAUUGCCUCUUACACCUGAUGUUCACCAUAACCGGAGCCUUAGAAAAGACUCUACGCCAGCACUUCAUAUACCAGAAGCUGGAGAUUGCCUAUGCCAUACACAAGCCAUUUCCCUUCCUCGAAGGCCUCCGAGACAACUCCUUCAUCACUGAGACGAUGUACAGGGAAUCCAUGGAAGCCUACAGAAGUCAGGUCCCUGUACCCAGACUGGUGUACAAUAUCCUCAGCCACCUGGAGAAGAUGUUCAACCUGUCAUUUCUGCCGAUGCUGUUCAGCCGAAUUAACCUGCGUGAAUACCCCGACCUGACGAGGAUCCUCAAGAGCUUCAGAAGUGUUGUCAUUUCCUACGGAGGAUGGAACAGAGCCGGGCUUACCCUCCUUGAAGUCCCAGCCAACUCAGCCGAAGGGAGCUCCCUCCAGACCCUGCUGCCGUUGCCCCCACCCCAACACCGAUCACAGAGCCUCUCGCCCCGUGAGCCCAGUGUCAGUGAGCCCAGCGCAUCCACCCAGCACAGCACUGAGAUCCAGACUGAAUCAUCCGACCCUCCUGGCCUGGCCGUGGCCCUCCCCAGAGCCACCCAGGAAGGAAGGAUCACUCCAGAAGACUCACAAGAGGGACCCGGCACUCCGCCUGCCUCUGUGCAAGAGAUAAGAGAUAUCUCUCCUGAACCAAAUGACCCCAAAGAGUUCCAGGGGGCAUCCAUCACACUUCCCAACAAGAAAGGCAAGAAAAGAAAAAGAAGUAUCUGGUCAACUCCAAAGAAGAGACGCCAGAAAAAAAGCCUCUCAAAAGGGAGAGCCUCACCUGAACACACAAUCCAAAAAAAGCUCCAACUGAUGGAUCAGGCGACUGAAAGGAAGGACGAUUCAACCAGCAACUCAGAGGUCAUAACAAGGGCCCAAAAGGCAAGGACUGGAUGUACACAAACCUCUGGACCACAGGAAAAGAAAAGGAACAACGAUGUCAGUUCAAGUUCAACCAGAAGGUGUCAGAAAAAUAUUCCCCCAAAGGAAAAACCCGAAGACGACCCCGUGGAUUUUCACUCUCCUAAACUUCCCGUGACGUGUGGUGAAGCUAAAGGGAUUUUAUAUAAGGAGAGACUGAAACGAGGAUCCUCAGAGAAGUGCAUUCAGAACGAGGAGGGAAUUUGGUUCACCCCGAAAGAAUUUGAAAUCGAAGGAAAACGGGCAACUUCAAGGAAAUGGAAACAGAGUGUGCAUUGCAGAGGAAAGACCUUAGAAGAGCUGCUGAAGAAAGGACUUUUGUUCUGUCCCCCAAGAAUAAAUGUCAAGAGAAAGGGGGAAACCUCCAAGGAAUGUGAGGUGUGCUGUAGAGGGGGACCACGGCUCUGCUGUGUCCCUUGUCCGAGAGCCUUUCGUGAGGAUCACAUCCCGCCUGCAGAGGCUGAGAGGAGCCCGUGGAGUUGCACCUUCUGCAGGAUGGAGUCUUCGGGAAGGCAGCCGUGUUGCGGGAAACCUGAGGUCCUGGAGAGGCUGCUACAGCCUGAGGAGCAGUUGGCUUCUGACUUUGGUGAGAUAGGAUUGGACUUGGAGGCAGAAUUUGAAAAGGACCUCAAAGAGAUGUUUAUUUUUUGCAAAGCCAAUGAGAACAGCUUCCAGACUCUUUGACCCUGUUCUAGAAAAACUAAGGCACCCCAACUUCAGGAUCCAGAUGAUGUGACCCUGGCCAUCUUUAGACAGCCAGUGAGUCUAGAAUGUUAUUGGCUGCCCUCUUGACUCAAACGCAGAGCCUUGUACCAUCAUCACACCUGUCUUUUCUUUCUACACCUAAAAGUGUGUGUGUGUGUGUGUGUGUGUGUGUGUGUGAAAUACACCUCUCAUCCCCAUCUAAGGCCUCUUCCUUCUCAAUAUUUACAUCUCUCUUCUCCCACAGUAUAUA